Molecule: messenger RNA, 918 nt
Organism: Onychomys torridus (southern grasshopper mouse)
Lineage: Eukaryota; Metazoa; Chordata; Mammalia; Rodentia; Cricetidae
Product: probable G-protein coupled receptor 141
Exons: 1
Coding region: 1-918 (305 amino acids)
Biological process (GO): G protein-coupled receptor signaling pathway
Cellular component (GO): membrane
Molecular function (GO): G protein-coupled receptor activity; oxysterol binding
Source: RefSeq, a predicted model, not a curated record
AUGGAAACAUUCAAUACCUCUGAGAAUUCCUCUUGUGAUCCUAUACUGGCACACCAUUUAACCUCGCUUUACUUCAUAGUGCUCAUUGGAGGACUGGCAGGGAUCAUCUCCAUCCUGUUCUUGCUGGUGAAAAUGAACUCACGUUCAGUGACCACCAUGGCGGUCAUUAACCUGGUGGUGGUCCAUGGGUUAUUCCUGAUGACUGUGCCUUUCCGCUUGGCAUACCUCAUCAAGGGGACUUGGACAUUUGGAUUAUCCUUCUGCAAAUUUGUGAGUGCCAUGCUGCAUAUACACAUGUACCUCACCUUCCUCUUCUACGUGGUGAUACUGGUCAUCAGGUACCUCAUCUUCUUCAAGCGCAGAGACAAAAUAGAAUUCUAUAGAAAACUGCAUGCAGUUGCUGCCAGUACUGCUAUGUGGCUUUUGGUGAUUGUCAUUGUGGUGCCCCUGGUGGUUUCUCAGUAUGGAAACAAUGAAGAAUACAAUGACAAACACUGCUUUAGAUUUCAUAAAGAACUUGCCCGUGAUUAUGUACAAGUUGUCAACUAUAUGAUAGUCAUUGUUGUCAUAACUAUUGCGAUGAUUCUCUUGGGUUUCCAAGUCUUCAUCACAUUGUCCAUGGUUCGGAAGCUCCGCCACUCCUUACUAUCCCACCAGGAGUUCUGGGCUCAGCUGAAAAAUCUGUUCUUUAUAGGCAUAAUACUUGUUUGUUUUCUUCCCUACCAAUUCUUCAGGAUCUAUUACUUGUAUGUAGUGUCACACUCCAAGAACUGUGAAAACAAAGUUGCAUUUUACAAUGAAAUCUUCUUAAGCACAACGGCAAUCAGCUGCUAUGAUUUGCUGCUCUUUGUCCUUGGAGGAAGCCAUUGGGUUAAGCAAAAGAUUAUUGACCUAUGGAAUUGUCUUUUAUGCUAUUAG